This is a messenger RNA of Chaetomium fimeti, 1908 nucleotides long. RefSeq lists its product as uncharacterized. The coding region runs from base 247 to 1806 and encodes 519 amino acids. The transcript is spliced from 3 exons. NCBI's taxonomy places the organism in Eukaryota, Fungi, Ascomycota, Sordariomycetes, Sordariales, Chaetomiaceae. The record is from RefSeq and is a predicted model, not a curated record. Gene Ontology annotation, biological process: proteolysis. Gene Ontology annotation, molecular function: aminopeptidase activity; metalloexopeptidase activity.
GCAUGUUGCUGACAAGCGGCCCUCGGAAAAACACCAUCCAAGUCGGGACGAGAGACCAGGGGGGGAUAAACCGGGUCGUAGUGUACACGUGUGUUGCACCCAUGAGAAAUACAUAUUGAGGGCCUUCCCCUCGGUUCGCGAAUGGAGAUGCUGAUUGCCAACCCCCCCCCCUUCCUCCUCUCCCUCCUCUCCCUCCUUUGUCUCACCUCAGUCCAACCAGACAUCUUUCUGGGCCAUUAAUUCAGGAUGAGGACCACCACCGCUUCUCUCCUCGCUUUCGCCGUCCCCGCCCUGGCAACCGCCGGCGGAGGACCAGGCCACGGACAUGAGGGCCCCAAGGGGCCCGGCUGCGGAGACGGUGGCCCCAAGCUGCCCCUCGUCAAGUCGGAUAAGCUCCAGGCCCUGGUCAAUAUUGAGGACCUCCUCGCUGGCUCCCAGAAACUCCAGGACAUCGCCGACGCUAACGGCGGCAACCGCGCUUUUGGCGGCGGCGGCCACAACGCCACCGUCGACUAUCUCUACGAGACGCUGACCGGCCUCGACUACUACGACGUGGUCAAGCAGCCCUUUACCGAGAUCUACUCGGAGGGUACCGGCUCCCUCAGCGUCGACGGCGAGGACAUCCCGGCCGAUAUCCUGACCUACACCCCAGGCGGUGAAGCCACCGGGCCGCUCAUCGCCGUCGCCAACGUCGGCUGCGACGCCGCCGAUUACCCCGCCGAGGUGUCAGGCAAUAUCGCCUUCAUCUCGCGCGGCACUUGUCCCUUUAGCCAAAAGUCCAUCAACGCCAAGGCUGCUGGCGCUGUGGCGGCUAUCAUCUACAACAACGAGGCCGGCGAGUUGGCGGGCACCCUGGGUGAGCCGUUCAAGGAGUAUGCGCCCGUUGUAGGCAUCAGCUUGGAGGACGCCCAGGUGCUGUUGGAGAAGCUGGCCCAGGGCGAGGUCACCGCCGCGGUCAAGAUUGAUGCGCUGGUUGAGGAGCGCGUGAGCUACAAUGUCAUUGCUGAGACGAAGGGCGGUGACCACGACAAUGUGUUGGUUCUCGGUGGCCACAGCGACUCGGUGCCUGCCGGGCCCGGUAUCAACGACGACGGCUCCGGCACCAUUGGCAUCCUCACUGUCGCUAAGGCACUCGCCAAGUUCCGCGUUAAGAACGCCGUGCGCUUCGCCUUCUGGAGCGCCGAGGAGUUCGGCCUGCUCGGCUCGUACUUUUACAUGAACUCGAUCAACGGCUCCGAUACCGAGGUGGCCAAGAUCCGCGCCUACCUCAACUUUGAUAUGAUUGCCAGCCCCAACUACAUCUACGGUAUCUAUGAUGGCGACGGUGGUGCCUUCAACCUCACAGGGCCGGCCGGUUCCGACGUCAUCGAGAAGGACUUCGAGGACUUUUUCAAGACCAAUGGCGUAGCGUCGGUACCUACCGAAUUCUCGGGUCGUUCCGACUACGCCGCUUUCAUUGAGAACGGUAUUCCCUCGGGCGGUCUCUUCACCGGCGCUGAGGUGCCCAAGACCGAGGAGGAGGCCAAGCUGUUCGGCGGCGAGGUCGGCGUGGCAUACGACGUCAACUACCACAAGAUUGGCGACGACAUGAGCAACUUGGCGUUGGAUGCGUACCUGCUGAAUACCCUGUCGAUUGCGAACUCGGUGGCCAAGUAUGCCCUCAGCUUCAAGAGCUUGCCCCCGGUGGAGACCAAGACGAGGAGGUGGGAUGCGGAUCGCGCGCGGAUCCUGAAGCGGAGUGGAGGAUCUCACGGCCAUGCUGGGCAUUCCCAUUCGGGGCCUUGCGGUGGUGGCCCGACCAUCUAAGCUUGUUUACAUGUAUGUAAUUUCAUGACGGGGGCGGUAUAUGAUUCAUGACAAUGUAUAUUCGAUGAUGAGCACCAAGGUUUCUUGACUUGGACUUGUGAC